Messenger RNA from Adineta steineri, 1256 nucleotides. The record is from the annotation of a GenBank genome assembly. NCBI's taxonomy places the organism in Eukaryota, Metazoa, Rotifera, Eurotatoria, Adinetida, Adinetidae.
AAAAAAAAAACAAUUAACAUUCACUGUAGUAAUUCAAAGUCAAAGGUGUAUGAAGUUUCUAUUCGAACCUAAAGUUAUCUCAUAUUUCUUAUCAAAGAUGGUCUAAAUAUUAUAUUUUAUCAUAAUGAGCACCAUGCAAGUACAUCAAUAAUUGGUAGAAAUGUAAUGAAUACUUCUGAGACCUCAUAAACCAGGCAGAAAUAUUUGGUAGAAUUUAAAUUCAGGUUUUAUCAUAAAUUUGAAUCGGAACUAGAGUUCAGAUAACCUUGCACCAAUGUUAUUGAUUAAAAUUAUGAUAUGAACUGUCAAAAAGUAUCAUUUCUUUGCAUAGCAGAUGUUUUUUUACAUAGACUGCAGUAUUCUGGAUUUUGUUUUGAAUAUAUCUAUCAUAUUUUUCUUUUAUAUAGACUUUUGAUCGACUUGAACAAGAAGAUGAUAUCAAUCGUAUACAUGAUUAUUUUUCAUAUGAACAUUUUUAUGUUAUUUAUUGUAAAUUUUGGGAAUUAGAUGCUGAUCAUGAUUUAUAUAUUAGUCGUGAUGAUUUAGCUAAACAUUGUAAUGGCGCCAUUUCUAAUAAAAUGAUUGAUCGAAUAUUUUCUGGUGCUGUAUCAAGUUCAAAUAUGAAAGAAGGAAAAAUGUCUUAUUCUGAAUUCGUAUGGUUUCUUAUUUCUGAAGAAGAUAAACGUUCACCAACAAGUAUUGAAUACUGGUUCCGUUGUAUGGAUAUCGAUGGUGAUGGUAUUUUAUCGAUGUUUGAAUUAGAUUAUUUCUAUCAAGAACAAGUACAUAAAAUGGAAAUCUAUGGUAUUGAAUAUAUGCCAUUUGAAGAUUGUAUAUGUCAAAUGCUUGAUUUAGUUAAACCAGAAGAAGCAAAUAAGAUACGUUUAAAAGAUUUAAAACGUUGUAAAUUAACAAAUGUUUUUUUUGAUACAUUCUUCAAUCUUGAAAAAUAUUUGAAUAAUGAACAAAAAGAUCCGUUUUCAAAUUUGAAAGAUCCAGAUUCACCUGAAUUAUCUGACUGGGUUAAAUAUGCUGAAGGUGAAUAUGAUAAUUUAACACAUGAAGAUGGUGGCAAUGAUAAUCUUGAUGAUGGAAAUUAUGAUGAAGAUUUUGAAGAUGAAGACCAUGAAGUUGAAGAAGUAACAAGUAAAAGAUUAGCUAAUAAUGCUGUUUCACCUCCACAACGACUUGGUGGUUCAGAAUUAAAUAAUAAAAUCGAUGAUUUAGAAGAUGAACUUAAACGUUGGAAAGAUUAA